AUGGCGCCCACGACCCACAUCCUAACCUUUGGUGACCCCAGAGUAAUCAUCUACUUGCAGCCACCUGGGGUGACCCCACUGGGAGGCUCUGCCGUCAUCCACUGUGAGUACCAGUGCAAUGGUGGGACCUUUGUGCUGUACAGGAGUGGGGAAAAAAUAAGCGCUCUGAAGCCGUAUGGCAAAAGGGCUGAGUUCCUCAUCUCCAACGUCACCCGAAGUUUCUCAGGUCCCUACACCUGCCAUUGUAUGCAUGGAGACAAUGGGACUAUGCUGGCACGCAGUGACACCUUAGAGGUCCUGGUGGAAGAGCUCCAGGGCCCCAAACCUGUCCUUUCCAUCCUGCCUGGACAUGAGGUGACUGCAGGGUCUGACGUGCUACUCCGUUGCACCUUCUGGAAUGACAGUGCCAUCUGCUUCCUGUACCUGGAGGGCCGGCCUGGGACACUCUAUCAAUUCUCCGAUAAGGAGGCCACUUUCCAACUCUCCCAGGUGGAGCAGGGCAAUGCGGGCCGUUACAUCUGCCAAUGCUACAUCAAACAGACCCCACCGGCAUGGUCUAGCCUCAGUGAAUUCUUGGAACUGGUCGUGAGAGAUUACACCUGGGGCAACACCGUGCGCCUGGCUCUGGGGGCUGGGAUCCUAGUGCUGCUGGGGCUCAUUGUGGCUGAAGCCAUGCACAGCAACAGACCCACGUCCAGUCACCUGGGCCCCCUCUAGAAUGGAAAACUCAUCUCCAAAUCAUCAGGAGAGAAAACGGUGCUGCCACGAGCAGGCAGACUGGAGGCAGACUGCAGGCUCCAUGCACGAGGAACUCCACAUCACUAAUGUCACUGGAGCUGGGACUGGGAAAGCAGGUGCUGGUCUCCUCUCCCAUCUCCU
This is a messenger RNA of Nothoprocta perdicaria, 879 nucleotides long. RefSeq names its product leukocyte immunoglobulin-like receptor subfamily A member 4. The transcript is spliced from 4 exons. The record is from RefSeq and is a predicted model, not a curated record. NCBI's taxonomy places the organism in Eukaryota, Metazoa, Chordata, Aves, Tinamiformes, Tinamidae. Bases 1 to 717 code for a protein of 238 amino acids.